Molecule: messenger RNA, 6542 nt
Organism: Cynoglossus semilaevis (tongue sole)
Lineage: Eukaryota; Metazoa; Chordata; Actinopteri; Pleuronectiformes; Cynoglossidae
Gene: kcnh3
Product: potassium voltage-gated channel, subfamily H (eag-related), member 3
Exons: 17
Coding region: 623-4354 (1243 amino acids)
Biological process (GO): regulation of membrane potential; potassium ion transmembrane transport
Cellular component (GO): plasma membrane
Molecular function (GO): voltage-gated potassium channel activity
Source: RefSeq, a predicted model, not a curated record
ACUUCUUUAAAAACUUUUGGAAAUUCAAGGAUCGAGUUGGCGUUGGAUGAGCAACGGAGACUAAACAUUAGCGUCCACAAUGCUAAAGUGAGGGGAAAACCGAGAGAUACAACCAUGGACUUCAUCUAUAAGUAAAGAGCGACCUGAGACCUGGAGUCGUCAUGUGAUGUGAUGUGUUGUGAGAGACAAAGACGGCGAGAGAGAGAGAGAGAGAGAAAGGGGAGGAGGUAAAAGGAGGAGCCUGUGCUUUAAGAUUGCCUCCACGCGCCAUCAGCACCAAAACUUGCAGCCUCCCAUCUAUCACCCAUCCUUCAGUCCUGGUUUCUUCCAGAUCGGUGCACACAACAUGUGCAUGAUGCCACGCUGAAGCAGCAGCAGCAGCAGCAUCAUCACACUCUCUGCUCCCCUGCUGCCCCUGCUCUUUUGCUGCGGCUGCUGUUGACUGGAUUAUGGUCACAACCCCCGCGGUGCCAAGGUGGAGCCGCCGCGCGUCUCUCGGAUCGGUGCGCUCCUGCAGGGGCUGGGAUGCGCACCGGGAACCUCUCGCUUCCUGCCGAGUUUCGGGGGUGAGGAGCAGGAGUCCGGCAGCCGCCCCAGGAGGACGCAGUCCACCCGCGGUAGGAUGCCGGUGAUGCGGGGGCUUCUCGCCCCGCAGAACACCUUCCUGGACACCAUCGCCACGCGUUUCGAUGGAACCCACAGUAACUUUGUUCUGGGGAACGCUCAGGUUCAGUCCCUCUACCCCAUCGUCUACUGCUCCGACGGUUUCUGCGAGCUCACCGGCUAUGCCCGCGCCGAGCUCAUGCAAAAGAGCUGCGCCUGUCACUUCCUGUACGGCCCGGAGACCAGCGACCGGCUCACGGCUCAGAUCCAAGGAGCUCUGGAUGACAGAAGAGAGUUUAAGACGGAGCUGGUCUUUUAUAAGAAGGAAGGAACGCAGUUCUGGUGUCUCCUGGACAUUGUGCCAAUCAAGAAUGAGAAGGGAGAGGUGGUUCUUUUCCUUGUGUCCCACAAGGACAUCACGGACAAGAAGAAAGACCAGGAUCCUGAGCAGGGUCCCGAGACAGACGAGGAGACGGGACUAGAGGUGCACAGGGUGACUCGCCCUCCGGGCUUCAACGCCAACCGCCGCCGCAGCAGGGCUGUGUUGUAUCACCUGUCAGGACACCUGCAGAAACAAGACAAGAGCAAACUCAAGAUCAACAAUAACAUGUUUGGGGACAAACCUCCAAUCCCAGAGUACAAGGUGGCAGCGAUCCAGAAGUCCCGUUUCAUCCUCCUUCACUACGGCACCUUCAAGGCUGGCUGGGAUUGGCUGAUCCUGCUGGCCACCUUCUACGUGGCUGUCACCGUGCCCUACAACGUCUGUUUUACUGUGGUGGGAGGGCGGGAUGAAGGCGGGGCCAGCGGUGGAAGCACUGCCCCAAGGAGUCCGCCGAGCGUUAGUGACAUCCUGGUGGAAAUCCUUUUUAUCUUGGACAUUGUGCUGAACUUUCGAACCACUUUUGUGAGCACGUCAGGUCAGGUUGUGUACGACGCCCGCUCCAUCUGCGUUCACUACGUCACCACCUGGCUGUUUGUCGAUCUCAUUGCCGCCCUGCCCUUUGACCUGCUCUAUGCUUUCAACGUCAGCGUGUAUUUCGGCGUCCACCUGCUGAAGACGGUGCGUCUGCUGCGUCUGCUGCGAUUGCUCCAGAAGCUGGAGCGCUACUCCCAGUACAGCGCCGUGGUCCUCACGCUGCUCAUGUCCAUGUUCGCGCUGCUGGCUCACUGGAUGGCCUGUGUCUGGUACUUCAUCGGUCGCAAGGAAAUGGAGAGUCCUGGCUCCUGGGAUAUUGGUUGGCUCCACGAGCUGGCAAAGCGACUGGGUACGCCGUACUUCCCGUCCUCGCUCCUCCCCCCCACGGUCAGCAGCUUCCUGUCCAACGCCAGUAGCAUCAGCAACAUCAGCAUAUGCAGUGACAACAGCAGCAGCAGCAGCAGCAGCCAUUGGCAUGUUUUAGGAUCAGAGGUCGGAGGACAGGGAUCCUGGAAUUCCAGCCAGUAUUAUGGAAACAUAUCAGGGACCCAGGCUGCGUCAGGGGCCGGGGGAGCCGCUGGUGGAAGUCUUGCUGACCUGGGUGGUGGGCCGUCCAUGCGCAGCAGCUACGUGACGUCGCUGUACUUUGCCCUGAGCAGCCUGACCAGCGUGGGGUUCGGAAACGUGUCGGCCAACACUGACUCAGAGAAGAUCUUCUCCAUCUGCACCAUGCUCAUAGGAGCUCUGAUGCACGCCGUGGUGUUCGGCAACGUGACCGCCAUCAUCCAGAGGAUGUACUCGCGCCGCUCGCUCUACCACACCCGCACCAAGGACCUGAAGGACUUCAUCAGGGUCCACAGACUGCCCAAGUCCCUUGAGCAACGCAUGCUGGAGUGUUUCCAAACCACGUGGUCUGUCAACAACGGCAUCGACGUGAACGAGCUCCUCAAAGAUUUUCCUGAUGAGCUGCGGGCCGACAUCGCCAUGCACUUGAACAAGGAGCUACUGCAGCUGCCGCUGUUUGAGUCAGCCAGCAGGGGGUGCCUGCGCUCGCUCUCCCUAAUCAUCAAGACCUCCUUCUGCGCCCCGGGCGAGUUCCUCAUACGGCAGGGCGACGCCCUCCAGGCCAUUUACUUUGUUUGCUCGGGGUCCAUGGAGGUUCUGAAGGACAACACGGUGCUGGCCAUCCUGGGUAAAGGAGAUCUAAUUGGCUCCGACUCGCUAACGAAGGAGCAGGUGAUCAAGACCAACGCUAACGUCAAGGCCCUGACCUAUUGCGACCUGCAGUACAUUAGUCUGAAGGGUCUCCGAGAGGUUCUGAGGCUCUACCCGGAGUACGCUCAGAAGUUCAUCAGCGAGAUACAACACGACCUGACCUACAACCUGAGAGAAGGACACAGAGCUGACGUAGACUGGGAGAGUAACGGCGGCCUGGUGAAGAAGCUGCCAUCGAUUCGUGAGGACGAGGAAGGAGGCGAUGAUGACCCGAGCUCUGUGUGUCGCGCUCCUCGGUCUCCUCUGCGUCUCAGUCGCGGUCUCAGCUCCCCCGUUCGCUCCCCACUGCUUCCACCACGACCUUUCAGAGCACCGGCUGAGCACGGCCGUCCCGCCACGCUGCAGAUACCAGUGCUGAGCUUUAGUGGAGCCCCACCCGAGCUCAGUCCCAGAUUUGUGGACGGCAUCGAAGCGGAAACGAGUUCCACUUCGUCGCAAAAGUUCGAGUUCAGCCCCAGUCUGUCACCAGCAGCUCCAUCCUCACCCCAACCAGUAUCUCGGGAACACACUGAGAUCAAGCAGAGUGUACAUAAACUGACAGAGGAGAUGAACACUUUGUCUAAACAAGUCUCGCGACUCAGCCAGGAGCUUCAGGAAAUGACGCUUAUCCUCAAGCCCCUCCUCCAAGCAGCUACGCAACCAAGCCUCACGGUGCCAAAUCUAACCCCGCCCCCCAGCAGUGCCAGCCAGUUGUCGACAAGCGUCUCUGUGCCCUUGCCCUCCGCCACACCCUGCUCCCUGCAGAGACCCGACACGUGUUCCCUGUUGGACAGUGGAGACAUCGAGGGCGUGGAUUUGCCUCGAUGUCUUCUCCCAAUGCCUCACGCCCAGAAAAUGUGUUCUAAUCCAUCUCCAGGUAAACCCCCCGUGGCCAAAAUUCUCUGCUCCAUAAACUGUGACCUCCUCUCACGCGACACCAACGUUCUUCCUGAGGAACCUUCGGCCAUGCGGAGCCGCAGCGCUUCCGCUACCAACGGGACGUUUGUUCCAUCAGCGCAGGAGCAGCCGCUGUUGCUUUCUCAGACCCCGUCGCCGUCCCUCUCGUUUUCCAUGUCUCUCUCUCCCUCGGCCUCCCGCUCCCCCUGCCAAGGACCGCACCCCUCACGGCCUACAAGCAGAGGUUUGCUGCUCCCACCGUCACCUUCUCAAGAGAGGUCUCUAUCUCCACCUCCGUCCUCUCACCCCUACUGUUCAGCCCCGCCGUCACUCUCCUCCUCCCCCAGAGACAGACGGCCCGGUCCUCCACCCUCUAACCCUUCAGUAAUAUCUCCGUCGGUCCCUUUCCAUCCGUCCACCUUCUCCCUGCCGCUGUCUCUUGACUUUAGCAAACAGAAAAGCCGGGCGGACACACUGUUGCCCGGCUGGCGCAAUUCGCACGAGCACCAAAUCCACCGCGGUGUAAGUGGAGCGGGCACUCGUCCCCAAGAGAUGGAGAUGCGCGAGCGGACGGGUCAGCAGGGCGAAAAGGAAGCGGAGGAGGAGGAGGAGGAAGAGGAGAGGAAUUCCUCCUCUCCUGUGGAGCGCAUCAGCUUUAUUGACGAGGAGGAGCCGGCGUUGUGAGCGAACGAACAAGAGCAAAAUUGAAAGCGAGCAGCUCGUCAGGAAAUGGGGACGACAGUGGCCGCUCUGCCUCCAACAGGAAAUGGGGCGGAGCCCUGCUGGUGGCUGUUGGAAACAGCCAGGGUCGUAGGAGCAGUGAUUAUUCUGUAUGCUGAUGAUUCACAGAUUUACACAAACUGCCAAACAGCAUAUACAGUACACUGCUGCCACCUCGAGUACUCCCAGGGUUACUAUCAUCUCUGGAGUUUUGCCGCGGUCAACUCUGAAGUUGUAUGUCGGUAUUUACCAACGCAGAACUUACACCGCUGAUGCUAACGAUACGUAAAACAUCACAUUGAAUCAGUCGUCGUCGUCUCAUUUGAGGGACGACUUUUAAAGUCGAGGGCGCUCUUUAAAAUAUAUACGUACUCGCUGUCACUGAAGUUUAAUUUGCUGGUGAACAACAGCAGCUAUCAGUUAGCCUAAGUCUACAGGGCCUUAAGGAAAUAGUUUGACAUGCUUUUUCUUGCCGUUAUAAUUUGAAUUUGAACUUGAUGUUCUCUCUCCUGCACCGUUGAGCCUGAUGACGAAGAUCUUAGUUUUUAGCUCACAGGUCAACAGAAACAGCUGGUCCACCGCUGCCUCUUGUGGUAUGUCUUAGUCACUGAGGUUGUCUUUAGACACAGUAAUCAUAAUAUAUAACAUUUCAUCCUUCUGGAGAUUACAGUGGAGAUACCUUAGGCCAGUGGUUCCCAAACGUUUUCUGCUGGGCCCCCCCCCUUUGGUUAGUCAGAACGUUUUGAUGUCCCCCGGCCCUAAAGAAAAACAGAUACACGCUUUUUUAUUUUUUUUUCAGACUCGGUUAUUUCACAUAUUUUUUACUGUUUUUACGCACCAUACACUUGUCCGUUUUAUGCUAGCAUUGCUAACUUCGGUCGGAGUUGGCAGGAGUGAGAUCAAACAGAUCGAACGCGCAACAGCCAAAACAAAGCGAGAACUAAAAAUAUCGGCGAUAUUUUUACCGAUAUUCAUUUUACACCUCCUUCAAUCAAUCAGUUUUUGCCAGUCUCUUGUUAAACAGUUACAGCAGUAGUUCUCAAAUUGCGGGGCGGCACCCACUGGGGAGGCGCGGUUAGGUGCCGGGGGGGCGGGACGUGAGGGGCUUCCAAUGGAAUAUGGCACGCUGGACAUAAGUGGACCACUGCUGUAAUGCUUAAAUGAUAACAAGCCUCUCCAGUCACUAGGGGGCAGCAAAUGAUACAGUGGUUUGUACAUAUAAAAAAUAUACAUGUUAUCAGGCUCGCAAUAGUAUUUCAAUUCACAGGGGUGUGAGUUCGGGGCGAGGGCGUGAAAACGUUUCUGUCCCCAAGGGGGGGACAUGACAGAAAAUAAUUGAGUUACAGCAUUGGACAAUAUUCUGCGUUAAGUUGCAUCAAUUCAUUCCAUCUGCGACCCCUGACGACCUGUAAUGGCACUGCGCCCACCUUAGGGGGGCCCGCCCCCCACUUUGGGAACCUCUGCCUUAGGCUUAAGCUGGUGUAGGUUUGAUGAGGUUAUAACCUUUGAUUAAAUAUGUAAGUUCUUUUUUUUUUUUUUCCCAGUCGCUAAACGGUUAAAUCUAAUCCACACUGAUUUAUUUCUCUUAAAUGCCACAACAGUAAGACCAAAUGUCCAAAUUCAAAUUUCUCUCUCUACAUGUUGGAUUUAUAUUUCAAAAGACCUGGUUUCUUUAUUGAACAGAGAUUGGAUAAUACAGGAGGCAAAAAAUUGUACAAUUAUUUUCCCAUCAUCCCCUUCAUUAUUUUCAUCCUCCUCACCAACGUGACUGUUUCCAACCAGCCUUCUGGACUAUACAGCAGACUCCAGACACGUCACUCCCGAGCUUUAGCCAUCCAGCCAUUCGUGCCUUCGCCACACAGAGACAAAGACACUUCCUCUACACUUUUUAUCAAACCUUAACCCAGAAAGCCAUGAACGUCACCUGCACCAGGACAGAAUCUGAUCCUUUUUUAUUUUAAAUCUACCGUAUUUACGAGGCUGGUAUUUAUUUAUAAGGAGGUCGAAAUGAUCAUUUCUAAAACGUGCAAAAAUCAAAUCGGUAGGGAUGUCCGAUAAUAUCGGCCAACCGAUAAUAUCGGCCAACCGAUAUUAGCAGAUUACGUAAUAUCUGUAAGAAUCGUUAUCAGUUUUUUUUUCCUCCGAUAAUGAA